This is a messenger RNA of Esox lucius (northern pike), 2119 nucleotides long. It is a transcript of the gene tektl1, whose product is annotated as coiled-coil domain containing 105. Bases 25 to 1611 code for a protein of 528 amino acids. The transcript has 7 exons. The record is from RefSeq and is a predicted model, not a curated record. NCBI's taxonomy places the organism in Eukaryota, Metazoa, Chordata, Actinopteri, Esociformes, Esocidae.
GUUUCAAAUGUAUUAAAACUAGACAUGAGUACAAAUAAAAUGUCACUGCGAGCAGUUCCCCUCGCCUCUGUUACAAUAGGACCGCAAUCUUGGCGCGACGAUACGGUUCGCGCUUUACGGCGCGCAGAAAUCCUUUUGCGGCAAACCCACGCAGGACGUUCGGGAUCCAGCCGCCCUCGGAGCAGUGGCGCUACUGGUUUUACUCCAAAGAAGGAUGACACAAUGGUAGAGGAUGGAGGUGAUAAACAUUCCGUGUGCAAAGUAAAACUUAGGCCCUCUACGACAGGAACAAUGUUCCCUUAUGCCACCCCCACCACAUUUGAGGCCCCAUUUCCCCCUCCCUGCUUGCGAGAGCUGUGUGCAGAGGCUAGUGUGGGGCUAGCACGAGAGUACAUGCGCAGAGUGAGGGAAGUGGAGGGCCAGUUACGUAGACAGGCUGUCCAGGUGGGACAGGAGGGCACCAAGCUGGAGCGGGAGAGAGGCCACCUGGAGAGAAUGCUGAGGAGUCUGCGGAAUGAACUGCUGAUCAACCAGAAGAGUGCGGAAGGAAGGACCAGGAGACCAGCCACUACUGAGACUGGCAGAGACGGAGCAGACCAUUUACUGCAAUGUGAAAAGGUGGAACUCACUAAACUGAAACAGGAACUGGAGUGCAUUCUGAGAAACACAUUGUCACAACUACAGACCCUGGGUCAGUGCAGCCGGCAGCUGUUGGAGUGUGCCAGUGAGAGAGCCCGUGUUCUAGAACUUUUACCCAGCACUGGAUCUCUGUCUUUGGGACGACGUGGAACUCCCUCUCAAGGUUUCACAGAAGUGGCAGACCCCAUCGGCCCCUUCACACCAGAAUGUAAGCAUGUUCUGGAGUCCUCCACUCAGGCUGUGAAACAGUCACAGCUGCUGAGGGAGAACAUCAGACAGAUAAUUGGGAAUGCCAUCGCCAGGCAAAAAGCUGCUCACCGUACUGUCAACGAAGGCCUGGUGAAGAAAAUAGCCGAGACUGUGACUUUAAAGCAACAUCUCACAAUGAUGUCUGCAGCCACAAGGCAGGCCAUUUUUCGCAAACAGAGGCAGCUGAACUGCAUUCGUCACAGCCAUGACAGUGCUCUGGGACCAGAGUACAGUGGGGAUGUGCUGUCCAGAGAAAAGCUGACCAGACCUAUAGUAAAUGUUUACCACAGACAUCCUGGUACUCGGUUACCUGAGGCUGCUCAUCUCAUACAGGUGACAAACACCUACCAGUGUCUCUUAUCUUGUGUCUUUGUCUUUUUAUUGCACCCAUUUAUAAAACCAAUACAUUUAAAAAAAAAAAAAAACAUUCAGCAUGGCCCAAAUUGUAAUUUGACAUCCCCCAAGCAAAUAUUCCAUCAACAUCAAUUGAAUCAAUUAAGAGAAGCACUUGUACGUUCUUCUCAGGGUAGCUCAGUUCUCCGCCGCUGUCUGCUUUCCUCCGAGGAGGAGCUCUCCAGGCUACAGGGCACAUGUCUGCAGCUGGUGGACAACCUGCAGGGAAAGAGGGCGGCAGAGCUUGUGGACUGUUCUGUGGUCAGGCUGCGGACGCAGCUGGUAGACAGACGAGCUAUACCCAUGUUUCUCCAACAGGGGGUGUACUAAACUCGUAUAUAUUACUCCGUUCAUCUUUCCUUGUGUUCUCUCCUCACCUGCUUCUCAAGAAGAGUUAAGAACCACAGUCCAUCCCCUCUGAUAAGGACCGGCCUAAGGAAAGAUGUAUUGAGAAACAGCUCCUGUAUAAGCCUAUACACAAACUGCAUGAGUGCUUUAUCCUGGAUAAGGUCAAAAGACUGACUGAUGUGUCGGACCCAUUCACAUGUGGCAUACCUAAGCUAUACUAGUACAUUUCAUUUAGAACUGGCUAGGUCCAAUUUGAGCAGGACUGUGCUUAAGGUUUAGUAUGCAAAUCUUUUGACCAUUGAAUAUUUUUUAUUUCCAAAAAUCACCCCACCAUGUUGAAUAACUAAUGUAUUCAAUGACAAAUGUUUACUUUCUUAAUUGGAGUUAUGGCUGUACUAAAUAGGUUGUUGACAGAUCUGUAAUAAUAUUUACAUCUGGAAAUCAAUCUAUGUAAUGGAAAUAAAGUUUGAAAUGCAUCAUGGAAAAUCAA